Molecule: messenger RNA, 952 nt
Organism: Drosophila guanche
Lineage: Eukaryota; Metazoa; Arthropoda; Insecta; Diptera; Drosophilidae
Product: mitochondrial pyruvate carrier 2
Exons: 3
Coding region: 120-596 (158 amino acids)
Biological process (GO): pyruvate import into mitochondria
Cellular component (GO): mitochondrial inner membrane
Molecular function (GO): pyruvate transmembrane transporter activity
Source: RefSeq, a predicted model, not a curated record
UAGAUUUUAUAUUCUCACUGCUGUUCAGUCCGGUUGGAGGUGUCUUGUCUGUCUGUCUCCGCCAUAUUUUUGCUCACACUCACAGCGCGUUGAAUUUUUUCGCUCAAGUCCGAAACAUAAUGUCGUCGACAGCCGUUCAACAGCCCCCCACACCCGCGCCAAAACCGCCACCAGCGCCAGCAGCUGCUGCCUCCGCUGGAAAGGGUCUCCACUCCAAGGUGUACAAUGGACUGAUUGGAGCCUGCGACAAGUUUGUGCCCGCCAAGAUGCGUCCCCUGUGGAUGCACGCAGCUGGUCCCAAAACGAUCUUCUUCUGGGCGCCCGUCUUCAAGUGGGGCCUUGUUGCGGCUGGACUGAGUGAUUUGGCAAGGCCAGCGGAUUCAAUUUCUGUCUCCGCAUGCGCUGCCUUGGCGGCCACGGGCAUCGUCUGGUCCCGCUACUCGCUGGUGAUCAUACCCAAGAACUACAGUCUGUUCGCCGUGAAUCUCUUUGUUGGCCUCACGCAGAUGGUGCAGCUGGGACGCGCCUUCUACUAUCAAAAUGAGCAAGAGAAGCUGAAGAAGGCGCAGGAAGAGAAGCCCGCUCUCAAGAAAUAAAGAAUAUCCAUCGAAUUGGUGCUAUCCAUACCCCUUAUCGACGCCCCUAUACAUAUAUUUUGUGUAAUGUACAAACCAAUACCACAACGCACAUCGUCAACGAAAGGAACUGAAGAGAGUGUAUGGGAUGCGGUUCUACCCUACCACGUGCAGUUUCUUUGAUUUUAGCUGACCAAAAUUAUUUAUGGAGUUUGCCUUAUGAACGGAACGUGAUUCGUACUAAUUAAGUUGUAAAUGUGGAGGCUUCGCGUAUCGUAUAGUUUAUUUUUUUUAUUGAUACGAGCAUUAAUUAUUGGACAUUUUGUGAUCUUCAACAAAUAAACCAAUACACUGUAAGACUGUAGAAAAUAGUGAAA